Molecule: messenger RNA, 2400 nt
Organism: Colletotrichum fioriniae
Lineage: Eukaryota; Fungi; Ascomycota; Sordariomycetes; Glomerellales; Glomerellaceae
Source: RefSeq, a predicted model, not a curated record
AUGCCGGUGCCAUUGACAGAUGCCAUCGUGGUGGGGGGGCUGAAUCCCGUUGAGGGCAAAAUUGUUUCGGUCCCCUCUCACCAAGCCAUCAACGAGAAAGUCAGCAUCGACGAGUCAGGGGUCGGAAAAGAACUGGCUUCCGAGAUUCAAGCUAUUCCGGCCACUACGCCGUCCGAUGAUGGAAACCAUGAGAAGGACGAUAACAGCGACAAUGCCAUCAUCAUCACCGGUGCCGACGCCGCCCGAUACUUGCUGCCGCUCCGGGAUGACUUCGACCCUGCGUUGACCUUUCGGAGUAUGUUUCUGGCAACUUGCCUUUCGGCUUUCCAGGCUGUUAUGAGUCAAAUCUACACUUUCAAACCGACCGCCAUCACCAUUUCUGGAACUUUCAUCGUUCUUAUCGGCUACUUCGUGGGCAAGGCGUGGGCCAAGGUCUUCCCUCGUGGUGAUAAGCUUGAGGCUCGUUGGAGGCAGGACCAUCCCGAAGGCGAACUUCCGGCGUAUGUCAAGAUCUUCAAAUUUUUCAACCCGGGUCCCUGGGGGCUGAAAGAACAUGCGAUCUGCUCCAUCACUGCCACAUCUGCGUCCAAUGCCGCCGCCAGUAUUCAGGUAUUCGCGGCACAGGAUCUCUUUUACGACUUGCCUCUAAGUCCGACAACCGUUGUACUGACCGUCAUCUCCAUUGGCCUCUUUGGCUACGGCAUUUGCGGUGUUAUGCGCCCCAUCGCCGUUUGGCAUGUCGAUGCUGUGUAUUGGAGCACUCUUCCUACAGUCAAGACCCUUCAAGGUCUUCAUUGGCAGGAUUUGAAGAACUCCAAGCCCCUGCGUUGGUUCUGGUAUAGUUUCGCAGGAAUGUUUGUUUACGAGUUCUUUCCUGCAUACAUCUUUCCAUGGCUGAACUCCGUUUCCAUCCCCUGCCUCGCUGCCAUGAACGCCACAGGUUCAAAGGCUGCUGUUCUCACGAAUCUUUUUGGCGGCUCCAUCAACAAUGAAGGUUUAGGCCUAUUCUCCCUGUCUUUCGACUGGCAAUAUAUUACUUCAUUCAACACAUCACUUCCUCUGACUCUGCAGGCUCACUCUGCCAUUGGAUUCUUCAUUUGCUUUCUUGCAAUGAUUGGAAUCUACUAUACAAACGCCUGGGAUGCCAAGUCGCAGCCUUUCAUGUCGACGCGACUGCGGUCCGAGGAUGGUACUGCGUAUCCCAUUGCCAAGGUUUUCACUGGCGGUGUGCUCAACCAGGACGCCCUCGCCAAGUAUGGAAUCCCAAGGCUGACAGGCAGUUUCGCGUACGCGAUGUUCAUGGCCAAUGCUGCGAUUGGUGCCCUGGUUGCCCACUGCUUCUUUUUCUGGGGCGGAGACGUUAAGAGGGCCUAUCAGAGCGCAAAGAGUGGUAGAUAUGAUGAUCGCCAUCACGAUCAUAUGACCAAACACUACAAGGAGACCCCUUGGUGGUGGUACGUCAUUGUACUCGUCGUCAGCUUCGUCCUUGGCCUCGUCGUUGUCACCACACAGAACGUCACGCUUCCGGCUUGGGCAUAUGUCGUGUCCCUGCUUCUCGGAAUCUUCAUCGCGCCGCUGCUAACUCGCGUCCAGAGCACGAUUCUUUACUCUCGUUUCGGUAAUGGAAUUGCUACGAACAACUUAUCGAAGAUGCUGGCAGGUCUCAUCCUUCCUGAGCGUCCCAUUGGCAACAUGUAUUUUGCCGCUUGGUCGCACAACGUCAUCUCGAAUGCUGUUAACCUUUCCAACGACCUGAAGAUGGGAGAAUACCUUAAAAUACCUCCUCGUGUUAUGUUCCUCACCCAGAUCUAUGGUACCAUCAUUGGCGGUUUCAUCAACUACGCAGUCAUGAUCUCUAUUGUGAACGGAAAUCGAGAGCUUCUCGUAGAUAGCGAUGGAAACAGUUCUUGGAGCGGUGCAACGAUGCAAUCGUACAAUACCAACGCCACAUCCUGGGCACUUGCUAAGUACCUGUACAAGACUGGUGGCAAGUACGCUCUUGUGCCGAUUGGUCUGGGUAUCGGCUUUGGCGUUGUCAUUGUCCACCGUAUUAUCGCAUACUUUAUCCCCAAGAUCCGCGGUUACUCCCUGUACGAGAUUAACUUGCCCCAGCUCAUCCAAUAUGCGGGCUAUAUUCCGUACAAUGCGUCUCAGACUUGCGUACUCUUCAGCUCGCUGAUUAGUGGUUUCUUCGUCCAAUUCUACCUCCGCAACUACCGUCCUCGCAUCUUCAAAGAUUACUCGUACCUUGUCACUGGUGCAUUCGACGGAGCUAGUCUUACUGUCCUCUUCAUCCUGUCGUUUGCGGUGUUCGGCGCCGGUGGCCCCUCUAUCCCCUUCCCGACAUGGUGGGGUAACAAUGCCGAUGGUUACUACGAUCAUUGCCCGGCAGCUGAGUAA